CACUUUUCUCUUCCAUUCACAUCCUUCUGUCUACUUCCGUGUCGACACUCCUUCCUCGUCGCAUCCGAAGAGAAUCAUCCAAUAAACUUCAUCGGUUUCGCCACCGCCCACCACCACCACCACCACCACCAGAUAUCACAAUGUCGGAUAAAGCAGCGAGAAGGGCCAGGUUCGAGGGUGCUUGGAAUGAGAUUCGGGAUGAGAUCCUUGCCUACUUCCAAGGCGAGCAUAUGCCUCCCGAGGCCGUCGAAUGGUACAAGAACAACCUUGACUACAACGUCCCGGGUGGCAAGCUCAACCGUGGCAUGUCCGUUUGUGACACUGUCCAGAUCCUCAAGGGACGUGAGCUCACCGAUGAAGAAUACAAGCGCGCAGCUGUUUUGGGAUGGUGUGUCGAGCUGCUCCAAGGCUUCUUCCUGGUUUCCGACGACAUCAUGGACGCUUCCAUCACUCGCCGCGGCCAGCCUUGCUGGUAUCGCGUGCCCAAGGUCGGCAUGCUGGCGAUCAACGACAGCUUCAUGCUCGAAGCUCCAAUUUACUGGUUGAUCAAGAAGUACUUCAGACGCGAGUCCUUCUACGCUGACCUCGUCGAUCUCUUCCACGAGACUACCUACCAAACCGAGAUGGGUCAACUCGUCGAUCUGAUCACUGCUCCCGAAGACGUCGUCGACCUGUCCAAGUUCUCGUUGGAGAGACAUCGUUUGAUCGUCGUCUACAAGACCGCUUACUACAGUUUCUACCUCCCCGUCGCAUGCGCGAUGAUGAUCUGCGGCAUUCCUUUCCCCGAGAAGGAGCCCAGGUUCGAUUUCCUCAACGGUGGAUUCGGUGGAGCACCCCUUGACCCAACCGCCGACCCCUACACGACCGCCCUCAGCAUCCUCAUCCCUCUCGGCGAGUACUUCCAGGUGCAGGACGACUACCUCGACUACUCCGCCCCUCCCGAAGUCCUCGGCAAGAUCGGCACCGACAUCAUCGACAAUAAAUGCUCCUGGGUCGUCAACGCCGCCCUCGUCCUCACCGCCCCUGCCCACUCGCCAUCUGCUUCUGCUUCCACCCCCUUCGCUCCUACUGCCUCUGGCUCUCUAGCCACCUCCAACCUCUCCGAGGAACGCAAGGCCGAGCUCAGGAAGAUCCUCGACGACAACUACGGCAAGAAGAGCAAGGAGAACGAGGAGAAGGUCAAGGAGGUGUACCGCGAGUUGGAUAUCGCCGCCCACUACAAGCGGUAUGAGGAGGGUGUCGUGGGCGAGGUGAGAAGGCGAAUCGCGAGCGUCGACGAGGCUAAGACUGGGUUGAAGCGGGAUGUCUUCACCAGCUUCUUGGAGAAGAUCUACGGCAGGAGCAAGUAAACUAGAGUCGGACGGGUGAAAUGGUGGGAUGUGACCACCGUAGGGCUAGAAGUUCUAACUGCACGUCGAUCUUCUGGAUCUCGUGCGUGAAAUUAACGAAUCAAAGUAUAGACUAAUAUCAUGUAUUUAGGUCCCGCUUCGAAUGGGAAUAACAAUUGGUGACAUGGCGGUUGUCU
Molecule: messenger RNA, 1525 nt
Organism: Coprinopsis cinerea okayama7#130
Lineage: Eukaryota; Fungi; Basidiomycota; Agaricomycetes; Agaricales; Psathyrellaceae
Product: farnesyldiphosphatesynthetase
Exons: 7
Coding region: 141-1349 (402 amino acids)
Biological process (GO): trans, trans-farnesyl diphosphate biosynthetic process
Cellular component (GO): cytoplasm
Molecular function (GO): (2E,6E)-farnesyl diphosphate synthase activity; dimethylallyltranstransferase activity
Source: RefSeq, a predicted model, not a curated record